This is a messenger RNA of Oncorhynchus masou masou (cherry salmon), 3139 nucleotides long. Its product is annotated as complement factor B-like. The coding region runs from base 49 to 2370 and encodes 773 amino acids. The record is from RefSeq and is a predicted model, not a curated record. Gene Ontology annotation, cellular component: classical-complement-pathway C3/C5 convertase complex; extracellular region; extracellular exosome. Gene Ontology annotation, molecular function: serine-type endopeptidase activity. NCBI's taxonomy places the organism in Eukaryota, Metazoa, Chordata, Actinopteri, Salmoniformes, Salmonidae. Gene Ontology annotation, biological process: complement activation; response to bacterium; proteolysis. The transcript has 18 exons.
ACAUGCACCCUUCUGCAGAUUGUUUUACUUUUUGACCUGUGAGCCACCAUGGACUUCUCUGUUCUCUGGGGUUUGUCUGUAGCACUGCUGAUAUGUCCUCUUUAUAUGGGUGUAGGUGUUCUGUGUGAAGUCACCUGUAAUGAGGAGAGAAUGGGCAUGGAAGGAGGUAAUUACACUCUCACUAAGAAGCUUGAGUAUGGCAGCAUUAUGAUAUACCACUGUCCAGAAGGGUACUAUCCACAUCCUGCUUUAACUCGCUCGUGCCUGAAAAGCGGAACUUGGAAGCCAGCACCAAAAAGAAGACCUCCUCAACAGUGCAAAAUGAUCGAAUGCCCCAACCCCUUGGUUUUAGAAAGUGGUUCUGUCUUGCCUGUACAAUCACAAUAUUUUGUCAACAAUAAGACCACGUAUGAGUGUUAUUCGGGAUACUCACUGCGCGGCUCAGCCUCCCGUGUGUGCCAAGCCAAUGGGAAGUGGAGUGGGGGCACACCCAUAUGCAGCCGUGACUCAGGAAGUGAAGAUCGCUGUGCUGACCCUGGGAUUCCAGCAGGUGCUAGGAGGUCUGGUUCCAGUUUUGGCAUUGACGACAUAUUGUCUUACCGCUGUGACGACAGCUUACAUUUGUUGGGGUCAAAGACACGUGUAUGUCAAGAGAGUGGCCAAUGGACUGGGACUGAGCCUAACUGUUACUACAAACACACGUAUGACACUGCACUGGAGGUCACGGAGGCCUUUGGCAGUGCUAUCAGAGAGAGCCUUCAGAUGGCAGCGCCCGUUGAUGACACAGAUCAGGAAGGAAAGAAGAUCACAAUAGAUAAAGGUGGAAAGCUUAACAUGUACAUUGCUAUGGACAUAUCUGACAGCAUUGCAGAGACAGACUUUAACAGUGCAAGAAAUGCUGUCAAGAAACUUAUCACAAAGGUUAGCUCCUUUUCAGUCAGCCCAAAUUACGAAAUCAUUUUCUUCGCCUCUGACGUAUUAGAGGUUGUCAACAUAAUAGAUUUUUCUGGAGAUAAAAGAAAACCACUUGAGGAAGUCUUGGCUGAGUUGGACAAAUUUAAAUAUGAUGCUAGAGAUAAUGUUGGGACCAAUCUCAACCUUGCAUUUAAAACCAUCCUGGAACGCAUGGCUAUCCAAAAACAACGAAAUGAAAUGCUAUUCAUGGAGAUCCACCAUGUCCUCAUCUUUUUCACAGAUGGUGCUCACAACAUGGGGGGUAGCCCUGAAAACACAAUGGCCAAAAUUAGGGAAUCAGUGUACAUGAAUAACAAGACAAAACGGGAAAAAUAUCUUGAUGUUUAUGUUUUUGGUGUCGGAAGUGAAAUUUUUGAUGAAGAUAUCAUGCCACUAGUGACAAAAAGGAACGGCGAGAGGCAUUAUUUUAAACUAAAGAAUGUUAUUGAUUUGGAAAGAACCUUUGAUGAUAUAAUUGAUGAAAGCAAGGUUGUGGGUGUUUGCGGACUCCAUAAAAACUAUGAUGACAAUACCCCAAGCACCAUACGUCAAAGAUACCCCUGGUUGGCACGGAUUGACAACACACAUGAGGAAGGAAAAGCUAGUAAAUGCAUGGGGUCUCUGGUCACUCGCCGCUUCAUCUUGACUGCUGCUCACUGCUUCAAGUUCGAUGACAAGGCAGAAAAUAUCCGUAUUGCAAUCGGGGAAAAGGAAGUUAUAAAGGGAGCAUCACGUAUAAUAUUACAUCCUGAUUAUAAUAUCAACGGUAAAAAGAAUGACGGGAUAAACGAGUUCUAUGAUUACGACGUAGCUCUCAUCAAACUGAAGAAUGAUGUAGAUAUCUCUAUCCACAUAAGACCAAUUUGCAUCCCUUGCACAAAGGAAACAAGUGGCGCUUUAAGACUGGUAGGAGAGGCGAUCACCUGCAAGCAACAAGAACAGGAAUUGUUCAAAAAUCCAUUAGAAGAAGUCAGUUUCAUUUCAUAUGAUAAAAAGGAACAAAUGGAUCAACGUAGCGAUGCCAGACUAAAGCUUCAGGAUCAGUUGAGGGACAAUUGUAUCGAAAUGGCUGUUACUGAGGUAGAAGGCAUAACACCACUUAAUCUAAAGGAUAUUGUGACUGAUAACUUCCUCUGCACGGGUGGGAAACAACCUACUAGAGAUAAUGUUGCCUGCAAAGGUGACUCCGGUGGAGCUGUGUUUAAGGACUAUGAUAAACACCGCACCAUCCAGGUUGGCGUGAUCAGCUGGGGAACCAAGGACCUGUGCCCUGGUGGUAACAGUGAUAUCAAACAGGAGUCUAGCGAAAAGUCCAGAGAUUUCCACAUCAACCUCUUUAAAGUUGUGCCGUUUCUGAAGAAGUAUUUGGGGAAUGAUGGAGAAGAUUAUCAACCUCUUGAGUUUUUAGAGAAUUGAAGAGUUUCAUUCCAAAACACUCUAUUUUCAGAAAUGUUGGUUAAGUAUAUUUUCUGUUUAAAGAACUUAUACAAGAGAUUGGUGUGUUUUUUCAAACUAAUUAUGGCAUGGGGUUAUUCAAUGACAGGUAUUUGUUUCAAAUCAAUCACUUGAUGGUUUCAAUGAUCAUGGUUUUUUGGCAAAACUGUUUUUUUUACACAGUCAAAUGUAAACACAAGAACUGUACAAAAGAAACAUUUGUAACAUCAAUAUAAAAAUGAAAAAAAUAUUCAAAACAGUAAUAUGAGAUCUAUAUGUAAAACAUUUACAUUUGACAUUUAGUGGAUGCUCAUAUCCAUAGUGACUCAGUCAUCUUAAGAUAGCUCGGUGAGUCAAAUUGAGUAAACAAACAUUCCUUUCCAACUAAACAAUGGAUAUAUACUGGAGCUUUUUGCAAAACACCACAUUUUAAUACAUAUCUACAAUCUAUUAAUAAACAAAAAUCUGAUAACAUUAAUAUUUUACACACACACACACACACACACACACACAAAAGUACCCAUAAGCAAUCAUUUCUAGUGAAAAAAACACAAAUGUGAAAAAUGUGUAUACAACGUUUAAGAAAUAGAGACCGUGAUAAAGAUGGCUUAACAAAAGUUGAUUUACAAUCAUGUAUCUACUGCACUGAACAGACACGUCUUACAAAAAUAGGUUGUUGAAUUGAACUCUAGUUAUCAAUGAAAGUGUUCUUAACUAAUGAUAAUUAAUAAACUCAUUAUCUGAACUUCAA